AUGCGUUUCUCCAUCGUCACGCUCCUGACCGCCAUCAUGGCUGUGACCACUGCGGCAAGCUCUGUGGAAGCUGAGAAGCGUCAGCUUUCGGCUGUAGGUUGCGUUCAGCAAUGCAUGGAUGAUCUUGGCAUUUAUGACGGACAUGCCAUUUCCCAGUGCAGGAGAACCUGCGAAUACCUCAAGACUUCUCUUUCGAUACGCCAACUACGAUGUUCGGUCGCUUACUCCUUCCCGUCAUAUAGCACCGAGUCCGCUAGACUCCCGGGGGUCGCACAAAGUUCGGGUUCUAUCAUUAUGCGUUCAAAUCAGUCCAACAACUUGUUCAUUUUGUCAAGAUCGCUUGCCGCCAUUGACAGAGCUCUCAAAGUUAUCUCCUUGCUGCAUGAACUGCACGGAGAGCUCCAAAGGAAAUUUGUGUUCUCGAGAAAAAGGGGUAUGCACCAAAGUGCAUAUGCCAUGCAUGUGGCCAUUUUCAGCAAGCCGCAUGUACUGAACAAACCAAACUACAUGUACCUACAUGGCUGGUUUCCGGACCAACAUGGGCUAAGUAUCGGGCCAUCAUUUAAUACUUUGGGCAUAGUGGCCAGAAAGUCUCGACCAUCAAAGACCAGAUUUGUCGAGUCGUUGACGUUCUAG
Messenger RNA from Colletotrichum lupini, 636 nucleotides. RefSeq lists its product as uncharacterized. Bases 1 to 636 code for a protein of 211 amino acids. The record is from RefSeq and is a predicted model, not a curated record. The transcript is spliced from 6 exons. Lineage: Eukaryota; Fungi; Ascomycota; Sordariomycetes; Glomerellales; Glomerellaceae.